AGAAAUUCUUCCCAUCAUGCCUGGUGUCGUUCCACCAUCAUGGGAAUCACAUCUUUGUGAUCUUCCAAUGGUCAACUCCGGUUUCAAACGCUUCGUACGCGCUCCAUGAAACCAGUGCUCAGUGGAUCAAGCACCGAGAUUCUUAUGCAACUAAAAAUAUGCCCUCACCGUUUACGGUUUCGCGAAGGGUUCCGCACUUCUGAGGGUGUUAGUAUUAAAAUCUGUUCCAUCCGGACCCAUGGCGUUAGGACCUGGUCUUGUUGCUUCGUUAUGAAGAUUUCACUAAUCUGCCUCGGUUUCGCUGCCAGCUUGCUCCUCGUAGCUGGUUUGGACCUUCAGAGAAGGGAUGCGCCUCCCGGGACACUACAAGUUCCUAUUUCGGUUGACAGCAACAAGAAAAAUUCUGUCCAUGUGAAUAUGUCCCCCGGCCCUCGAUCACAGAACUUCACGUUUGUGCUCAGUUUUGGAACGGGAUACACUGUUGUCGCAGGAACGGCAUGCGAUACUUGCGAUGGUGUUACGCCAUAUAACCAAAGCGCAUCUACGACUGUUGCUCAGCUACCCGGCAGCCAAAAUGUUUCCAUUGUAAAUGCAACUGCAGGAGGGAAUCUCAUCACGGAGGACUGCAGCCUUAGGCUGAGCAAUGGAUCUGGCUGGUUCUAUCCUAAUCAAACCAUUAUCCUUGCCAAUCAAUCUGAUUCGCUAUUUUCACCUGGACACUCUGGAAUCAUCGGUCUUGGGACUAACGCUAGAGAUGGCAAUUUUGACGCUACCGUCUAUGGUGGCUGGCUGUCAAAGAACCCGUCUCAAACAAACUUUAGUUUUGGAAUGGCGCUCAAUCAAGCACCGGAUGAUACUCAGUCUAUAGCAUCUGACUCGGACUCAAACGGUGGUGUAUUCCAUUGGCUCGAACCGGAUCCUUCGUAUUACGACGGGGACGUUGCAUGGAAGAACAUGGUUCCAUUUAACUCUAGCAGUCUCGUGGCGGAUUUCCAUAUAACUAUGGAUAGCUGGACAUUCUCGACAUCUUUGGGGAAUAGUUCGCAAAGUGGAGAUCUGGUCACGCUCAUUGAUCCAAUGUUCUCCACAAUGACCUUUCCUCAAGGAGCGGCAGCCCUCGUGUAUGCCGGUGUUCCGGGAGCUUCAGUCGUGGCCAAUACUUCGAUUACCAACAUAUGGGGUGUACCUUGCCUGUCCAGAACGAAUCUCACACUCACGUUUGGGGAUCUCUCGGUUGUAAUCGACGAAUCAGUUUUGGUCCGAAAUCAAGGCGGGGAGUGUUUUGGUGCCAUUGAAGAAUGGUCCUCGCCGUUGACCACGGAGUACCUUUUAGGAUCCAGUUUUCUCUCUUCAGUUUAUGUAAUCUUUAUCGUAUCCAGCGCGUCUGAUGGUAUGGUCGGAUUUGCGCAACGGGCCGGUAACGCAAAGUCAAAAGGACUGAAUGCGGCCUCUAUUGUUGGCGUCGCUCUUGGAUCGGCCGCUUUUGCUAUUGCUGUCAUCGUAGUCGCAGUAUUGAUUUAUUGUGCUUGGCGUAGGCGAAGACGGGUCGCGGCUGAUAGUGUCAUCGCUCCUUACACCCCAAAAACACCUCUCUCCAGUUCGAUUUCGACGUCGACGCCUCUAUCUCCGGAGAUAGUAACAUCUUAUACACCAGUUUCAACCGAUUACGGCUAUUCCUUACCCGCUACGUCGAACCGCUCGGAGUCGCCCACAAUCCAUGGAUUGCCAGAUCAUCCGCCGCCAUACUCUGGACAAGGUGGCGGACUCAUACAAGUUGUGGAAAGGUGGCGACAAGAUGAAAAUCCUGCUGUUUACAUUGGACCACCUCCUGGAGGCAAGCGUAUUAAGAAUACUUCCUCCACGGUUGUGAACACGACGUGAAUCUGAUGUAUGUUCCAUUUUAUGCAAUUUCUGUCAGAUAAGUCUUUCACAGUUUAAAGUACCAGUAAAAAAUUACAUUUUAAUUCUCGUGAUUUUGGGGCUAUAUCACCAUGAUCUCAAAAGAGAGAAUAGAUGUUUCCAGUCCGAGUCCAGAAAGCCCGAACGUGUGUACUAUCCACGUGCCCUUUGGGGCUG
Guyanagaster necrorhizus is the source of this 2076-nucleotide messenger RNA. Its product is annotated as acid protease. The coding region runs from base 106 to 1881 and encodes 591 amino acids. The transcript is spliced from 7 exons. Gene Ontology annotation, biological process: proteolysis. The record is from RefSeq and is a predicted model, not a curated record. Gene Ontology annotation, molecular function: aspartic-type endopeptidase activity. NCBI's taxonomy places the organism in Eukaryota, Fungi, Basidiomycota, Agaricomycetes, Agaricales, Physalacriaceae.